Messenger RNA from Nematolebias whitei (Rio pearlfish), 804 nucleotides. Its product is annotated as ferritin, liver middle subunit-like. The record is from RefSeq and is a predicted model, not a curated record. Lineage: Eukaryota; Metazoa; Chordata; Actinopteri; Cyprinodontiformes; Rivulidae. The coding region runs from base 140 to 670 and encodes 176 amino acids. Gene Ontology annotation, cellular component: cytoplasm. Gene Ontology annotation, biological process: intracellular iron ion homeostasis; iron ion transport. The transcript is spliced from 4 exons. Gene Ontology annotation, molecular function: ferrous iron binding; ferric iron binding.
CAGGGAACAAAGCCUCAAGGAGUUCUUGCUUCAGCAGUGUUUGAACGGACCUUCUUCCUUCCUCCCACAUUUUCAGGCCACCAGCCAGCACAGUUUUCUACUGUAUUAUUAAGAAAAAGCAGAAAAACCUACAGCUGAAAUGGAUUCUCAGGUGCGUCAGAACUACCACCGCGACUGCGAGGCCGCCAUCAACAAGAUGGUCAACUUGGAGCUGUUUGCCUCUUACACCUACACCUCCAUGGCCUUCUACUUCUCCAGAGAUGAUGUGGCCCUUCCAGGUUUUUCUCAUUUCUUCAAGGAGGACAGCGAUGAGGAGAAGGAGCACGCUGAGAAGCUGAUGGACUUCCAGAUCAAGAGGGGAGGACGCAUCUUCCUCCAGGAUGUCAAGAAACCUGAGCGUGAGGAGUGGGGAAGUGGCCUGGAGGCCAUGCAGUGCGCCCUGCAGCUGGAGAAGAAGGUUAACCAGGCCCUGCUGGAUCUGCACAAACUGGCCUCUGAUCACACAGAUCCCCAUCUGUGCAACUUCCUUGAGACUCAUUACCUGAAUGAGCAGGUGGAGACCAUCAAGAAGCUGGGUGAUUACAUCACUAACCUGACCCGCAUGAAUGCCAACACCAACAAGUUGGCAGAGUACCUGUUUGACAAGCACUCCCUGGGGGGCAAGAGCUAAAGGACCCAGAAGAAAACCUGAAGUGCAAAAUCUUGAUACAUCAGUUACUCUAAUCGGAUUACUAAACGAACUCUACUUUUUAUUUCCUCAAAUCUAUUUAAAGUUUUGGUGUUUAUAACAUGUAGACUCUCUUC